AGUGACCGGGCAGGUGAUGCUUGCUCACGUAAGGCGCAGGCGUGCGAUGAGGGGCGCAGGGGACGCGGCUGGAGGAUGCGCGUUACUGUUGCACCGCCUCACCGGAUAACCGCUAUCUCAUCCCGUCUGGUCUUCCCCCGUUUCCUCUCUUACGACUAACGGAUUUACCAGACACAUACUUUUUUUUUUCUUUUUUUUUUUUUUUUUUGGGGACACCACAAGUGGAUGAAUCGGGCCUGCAGCAGCUCGGCGUGGAUUGUUUAUUAUCCUUUACCGUGAUUCUCUAAUUGAGCGCAUUUUUUUUUUUUUUUGGCUAAUGCGCUCACCCAUGCCAUGCUAGCCUAUUAGCUGGAGAGGAGAAUUUACGAGUCUUGUUUGGCCUUUGAGGGAAGAAGACGAGGGGGAGGGUGCUGGGUGAAGGAGAAUGCAGCAGUCACAUUUUUUAAGCAUGCAGAAGAAGCGGGCCGUUUCCGGUUCCUAGGCUGCUGUGUGUGCGUAAGCAGCGCGUCCCUGUGUGUGCCCCCCAUCCGAGGCCAGCAGCCGUAUGGGGAAAGCAUCGGCACACACAGAUGGCAUGGACACUUCCACAAGGUCUGCCGCUCUGCCCUGCCUCCUCCGCCGGAGCCCGUUCGCCGCCGCCGCCGCCUCUCUCUUGCAGCUCCCUCCGCCGCCCAGCAGCACUGCAGCACAGCCCAGGCUGACGGUAUGAGGCUUGAUCCAGUGCAUUUCUCCAUGCUGGUCAUCGGGGUCUCGUUCGCCUGCUACGCCCCGAGUCUCAACUCCCUCCAGGACCAGGCGUACCGAUCAGCCGUGGUCAUCGAGGGCGAGGUGCGCUCCUCCCCGGAGAACGUCUCCUCCCGGGAGCCGUACCGGGUGAAUGUCAAAGUGCUGGACGUGUGGCCCGUCAACAGCGGCGGCCUCGAAAGGGAGCAGCUCGUCACCGUCGGGGACUUCGGGUCCGAGGCCUCAUGCACCACGGUGGAGAAGGACCACAGAUAUAUCUUUUUCAUGGACCCCACCGGGGAGCCCUACGUCUUCAAGGCGUCGUACGCCCCCGUGGACGCCAGCGAGCCGGAGCCCAAGAAGGACGUGGAGAAAGUCUUGUGCGAGGACUGCGCCUCUGCUCCUCGGCUGCGAUUGAUGCGGGGCCAGUCUCUGGUGGAAGGAGACAAGCUGUCCUUGAAGUGUGAGGCAUCAGGGAAUCUGAGCCCCUCCUUCCGCUGGUACAAGGAUGGACAUGAGCUUCAGGGGGGAAAAGACCUCAGAAUAAAAACCAACAAAAAAAACUCCAAGGUGCUGAUCAGUCGAGUGCGUGUGGAAGACUCUGGAAACUACACUUGUGUGGCUGAAAACUCAGUCGGACAGGAAAACGUCACAAGUAUUAUCAGCGUGCAGAUCUUAACCACCACCACCUUGUCUCUGGGUGUGAGUCAUGUGAGGCACUGCAACGACACGGAAAAGGCCUACUGCAUCAACGGUGGAGACUGUUACUUCAUACAUGGUAUAAACCAGCUUUCUUGCAAGUGUCCCAAUGACUAUACGGGGGACCGCUGUGAAAACUCCGUCAUGGCCGGUUUCUACAAGCUUCUCAGAAUUGAAUUUAUGGAGGCAGAGGAGCUCUACCAAAGGCGGGUGCUGACGAUCACGGGCAUCUGCGUGGCCUUGUUGGUGGUUGGCAUCGUUUGUGUGGUGGCCUACUGCAAAACCAAGAAGCACAGGAAGAAGAUGCAACAUCACCUACAUCAGAACCAGAAUCAGUGUGUGGAGCAGCCCAACCGCAUGCUGGCCAACGGCCCCAACCACCCUGGGCCUGGUCCCGAAGAAAUUCCCAUGGUUGAUUACAUCUCCAAGAGUGUCCCUACCACAGAGUGUGUCAUCAGCCAUGGAGCUGAAGGUGCCGGCAACUACGCAGGCAGCCGAAUGUCUACUCGCUCGCAUCACUCUACCACUGCCUCGCAUGCAUCAAGACAUGAGGAGCAGACGUGGAGCAUGGAGAGAACAGACAGUAUGAAUUCUGACUGCCAGUCAGGUGGGCUGUCCAGCUCUGUUGGAACCAGUAAAUGCAGCAGUCCAGCUUGUAUGGCAAGGAGGGCGGCCCACUGGGGCUGUACAGAGAUAUCCAGUCCAGGCAUGCAGUACGGGGAUUCCUACGACUCACUAAGAGAUUCACCUCACAGUGACAGGUAUGUGUCAGCACUGACCACACCCGCGCGUUUGUCUCCGGUGGAGUUCCACUACCCUCCGCUGCCACCCCAGGUUCCCACCUUCCACAUCACCUCACCCAACACAUGCCAUGCCCUCUCAUUACCGCCUGCCGCCGCAGCCUACCACAGAGAUGAUGACCAGCCGCUGCUACGAUGCCCUGAUGAUCGGAACUUGUACAGGCAGCCUCGGCGACCGCGGCGGCCAUACCUGACAGAGAGCACAGGAAGUCUCCCAUCCAGCCCCUACCGCCUCGCUGACGAAGAGGCCUACGAGACCACCCAGGAGUACGCCUCCUCAAGGGAACCAAUCCGGAGUCGACGCCGCCCGCGGCGCAACCGCGUCAACGGACACGUCUCUCAGAGGUCAGCGGGCCUACGGGACUACAGGUCAAACAGUUUUAGCCAGUCGGAGGAGGAAGAGGAAGAAGAGGAGGAAGAGGACGCUCAAGGGGAGAGCACGCCUUUCCUCAGUAUGCAGAACAUGAACAUGGACCUGCCCUUAAGCGUGCCGGGUUACCAUUCAUCGUCAGGGGCUGACACGCGGACUCAUCGCGGACUCAGUCGGCCGGGGACUCGAAGCAACGGGCAGAGUCGAAACUCUCAGUCGCAGCGCUUCAAGUCCGACCACAUGCCCCUUUGAGACUGGCCUCCCCUGUGCCCCAUCACACCCACCCAUGCAGCCGCCCCACCCCACACACACACACACACCAUACACACACACAUACAGACACACACACUACUCCACCUCGCACACGCCUCUUCCUUCUUCUGGACUAGAGACCUGCACCAAGGAGAAAUAUUUUUAUUUUGUAUAACAGACAGAUAUUCUAAACAAAUGAAAUAUUUAUUUUCAUUUCAGCAAAAAUUGUCUACUAGCUAACAGCAAAGACUUUUUUAUAACGGGGGUGGGGAAAUAUUUAUAUGUAAAGGUUUUUUGAUUUACAGCAGUACGAGAGAUGAAAAAAUAUGUGCCAAUUUUUUCACAAGUUAGAUAAAUAGAAUAAUAUUGUGGUGCCUUUUGCUGUAUGCUGAAGUCGGAGGUCCCAUUGAGUUUUGUAGCCUUUCUUAUAAAGACUUCUCAUUUUUAUAGAGACCGAUCCUUUUCCUUACUUUUGCUUUGGUUUUUUUCCUGAUUUGGGAUCCUCCUCUUUUUGAACUGUGAUCUGAUUAUGUCAUCAUGCAAUAUUGAGUCCUUCUGUGUAAAA
Nerophis ophidion (straightnose pipefish) is the source of this 3409-nucleotide messenger RNA. It is a transcript of the gene nrg2b, whose product is annotated as neuregulin 2b. Gene Ontology annotation, biological process: nervous system development; animal organ development; intracellular signal transduction. Gene Ontology annotation, molecular function: signaling receptor binding. The coding region runs from base 706 to 2844 and encodes 712 amino acids. The record is from RefSeq and is a predicted model, not a curated record. The transcript is spliced from 12 exons. Lineage: Eukaryota; Metazoa; Chordata; Actinopteri; Syngnathiformes; Syngnathidae.